AAGGGGAGGGAAGGGAGGGGGGAAAGAGAAAGUUGGGAGGAAAUAGCCCAGGAAAAGUGACACUCGCGGAGCCCGCCGGAGCGCGGAGGAAAUAAAAGCGGCGGCGGGCAGGAAGUGUGAGGAGGAGGAGGAGGAAGGGGAGAAGAAGGAGGCGGAGGAGGAGGAAAAAGAAGAAGAAGAAGAAACAGCGGCAGCCGCUGCCGCCGCGGCAGAAGAGAAAGCAAAAGCCGCCCGAGGGCUCGGAGCCGGCGGCGCGGCAUCCGCGGGGCUGCGCGGCGCGGCCAUGGCCCGGGAGAACGGGGACGGCGGCGGCUCCUGGAAGAAGCAGGCGGAGGACAUCAAGAAGAUCUUCGAGUUCAAGGAGACGCUGGGGACGGGUGCAUUCUCUGAAGUUGUUUUGGCUGAAGAGAGAGCGAGCGGAAAACUCUUUGCAGUCAAAUGCAUUCCCAAGAAGGCACUGAAGGGAAAGGAAAGCAGCAUAGAGAAUGAAAUAGCAGUGCUGAGAAAGAUCAAGCAUGAAAACAUAGUUGCUCUGGAAGACAUCUAUGAGAGCCCGAACCAUUUAUAUUUGGUCAUGCAGUUAGUGUCUGGGGGAGAGCUCUUUGACCGCAUUGUGGAGAAGGGCUUCUACACGGAGAAGGACGCCAGCACGCUGAUCCGGCAGGUCCUGGACGCCGUGUACUACCUGCACCGCAUGGGCAUCGUGCACAGGGACCUCAAGCCUGAGAACCUGCUUUACUACAGCCAGGAUGAAGAGUCAAAAAUCAUGAUCAGUGACUUUGGGUUGUCGAAGAUGGAGGGUAAAGGAGAUGUCAUGUCCACAGCCUGUGGAACUCCUGGCUAUGUCGCUCCUGAAGUGCUGGCCCAGAAGCCCUACAGCAAAGCCGUGGACUGCUGGUCCAUCGGGGUCAUCGCCUACAUCCUGCUCUGUGGAUAUCCCCCUUUCUACGAUGAAAACGACUCCAAACUCUUUGAGCAGAUCCUUAAGGCAGAGUAUGAGUUUGACUCUCCAUACUGGGACGACAUCUCUGAGUCUGCUAAAGACUUCAUCCGGAAUUUGAUGGAGAAGGACCCUAAUAAAAGAUACACCUGUGAGCAAGCAGCACGGCACCCUUGGAUCGCUGGAGAUACAGCACUCAACAAAAACAUCCACGAGUCCGUCAGCGCUCAGAUCCGGAAGAACUUUGCAAAAAGCAAAUGGAGACAAGCGUUCAACGCCACGGCGGUGGUGCGGCACAUGAGGCGGCUACACCUGGGCAGCAGCCUGGACAGCGCCAGCGCCGGCGUGCCCGGCACGCUCAGCCUCGCCGCGCCGCUCCCCGACACGGCCACGCGCAAAGAUUGUAUGUCUCCAUCCACUCUCUGUAGUUUUGUUUCAUCUGCUUCUUCAGGCGUUUCUGCGGUAGGAGGGGACCGGAGACCCAGAGCCACCACGGUGACCACAGUGCACACAGGGAGCAAGUGAGCGCCGGGGCGGCGAGGAGCGGGCGGCGGCCCCGGCCCGCCCCGCUCGGCCAAGGACUAGAAGAAAGAAGAUUUUUUAUGGCCAUAUUUUAUACUGCAAUUCUGAAAAUGUUUCAUUUAUCACAAACUGCAAUGACUCCAGGAGGAACGGAAUCUAACAGUCUCUGGUGCUGUACAUAUAUAUACAUAUAUACAUAUAUAUAAAUAUAUAUAUGUAUGUGAGUCUAGCAAUGUUCUGACUAAUGAACACUCAUUCUUUCCCCCAGUGAUUUACUCUUUUCUCAGUGUAGGUAACAGAAUAUGUUGUAUUUUUUCCAUUAACUACAAACAUCUCAACUGGAUUAUUUAAAUAGAAAUACUUUUCUGAGCAUUUUUUUUUUCUUUUAAGAAUUACUUCAAGUAAUGUCCCUCUUCCAGUUUGCUGGGGGAUAGGCUAUUUCUGUAGGUAGGAACUGGCAUUAACUUCGCAACAUGGGAGGAUUUCAAUGGCAUGCCAUUUCUUGCUCCUCAAAUUGGACUGCAAGUCUGUCUGGCUUUAGCAGAGCUGUUACUGCUCAGAUUAAGAAACUGCUGCUUUCCCCCACAUCCUCCUCCUUGGAAGCCAUGGGGAGAAUUAAAUUGCCACCAGCUGGGAGUCAGCUCAUCCUUGGCCUCAUUCCUGUCUGGGGAUCAGCACCCUUGUUUCAGAGGAGAGGCAGGUACACGGAGUCAGGCAGGAGCUGACCAGAGCUGUGCAAAGGAAAUGACAGAGCACAGUCUCAUCCUGCAGCUCCCAUCUCCUUCCAGUCGCUGUGUGUUGUGAGCAGAGGGAAAGAAAAGGAAGAUAGAGGGGUGGGAAUCAUCAUCCUCUGCCACUGAUUUGCUGUGCUGCCCUCAAGCAAGACAUUUAAUUCACCAGGUUCCCCACAGUGUGGCCUCUGGCUUGGGGUGCAUCCAGCCCAAGGGUUUCAUGAGAGAGUUUCUGAGCACCCACAGCUCCCUGGGGCUUUGCCUGGUAUUGCUGAUGCUCAGCACCUCCCAGAGUGGCCAAAAGUAGGAAGAGGAGAGGAGUGCUGCUUGAAGCCCUCUGUAAAGCACUGGCAGGUUCUUGGGUGCAAAGUGCAGGAUCUGGUGUAGUGUAGCUCCAUCAAAAUCAGGCUGAGGAUUGACAAGGAGUGCUGAGCUGGGAAAGCAGGACCUCACUGAAAGGCACAGUGAUGGCACUGACUCUCCCUGCACCCCAGAAACUCAUAUACCAAAGCAAGCCAAAUUUAUCCUUUUUUUAAUUACUGAAUGCACUUCCCAGGCUCUUUGUGCAUCAUUCAGGAACAGCCACUACAGCAGCUGUGCUGCUGUGCAUUAAAGCAGCUUGAAACAGAAAAGAGCAAAUUUGCUAAAAGGCUCCCUCCAGGUUACCUCAAUGAAAUUCCAUCUAAUUUUGUUUUGGGGAGGUGAGAGGGGAGGCAGGUGGCAGAGGCAGAUGCCCUUCACUGAGCACUCUGAGCCCCUCACAUCCCAGACACGUCCAUCCCUGCCAGAGGCACAAUCCCUUGCCUCACUUUCCUAACAAGAAAUUGUGAAAGCCAGUCACAGACAGAGCUGAAUGUAUCAGGCAAUAGUGCCUGUGCUGGGAAAAGCCAUGAGAUAGGUAUUUUUCAUUGAGACUUCUGUAUCCUGCUCCAGCUUUAGUUGGUUGGUUUCACUCGGUAAAGCUGGGAUUUCAUCCAUCAUGCUACAAAAACCCUUGAGAAAAAACAAGGCUGGAAAAAGCAGGGGCAGUGAGCACUGACUCUGUUUGAAACAGCCACUCCUUUGGUGGCACUCAGAGCUCUUGCACCAGAUCUCUGUUUUCCUCUGUGCUAAGCUGCUCCCUGUUUUCAGAGGGCUGUGGCACAUCUGAGUGAGCCCCCUGCUCCCUGUGCACCCCACCGUGCUGCAGCUGGCAUGGAUGCUCACACAGAAAAGGCUUCAACUUCUCAUUUUACAAAAGAUAGCAGAUACUGAACUGUUGGGGACUUAUAGCAAAACUCCAUAUGAUCUCCACAGUGAAGACUUCUGAUCAAGAUUUGGGCAGACUGAAUUGCAAGGGGAUCACCUUGCUGUGUGUCACACUCCUGUCCCCAUACCCUGGCCAUUGCCACCAUGCACUUUUCAUCAGCACUUACAUCUGAGCUCUUUAUGUCUUGCUGCAAACUCAUCAAAACACAAGUAGAACACAAUUUAAACUCAGUCUAAGGCCUCUUUAUUUUACCAGCCUGAGUAAGGAAGUUUUGGUUUUGAGAGACUCCAACCUCAAGAAGUUCAAGGGAUUUUGAAACCCCGUGAUUUCAUAAGCACAGCUGGCCCUAUUCUGCUCCAGUUGCAGGUUGUGAAUAGACAGUCUCCCUGUGUGACAUCAGUGGAGUUCCCCACAUUUAUACACGUGCAACCAAAAGCAGGAUUUAGUUAGGGAAUAAUUUUGUCUCUAGAGCAGUUUUAAAGGUUAGGGCUCAAGUGUUCCCUCUGAAACCUGAGGCCUGAUUUGAGCUUGACCUCAGCAGUUGCUGUGGCCACUGAUCAAAAUGCAGCAUCCAAAUGAAUCUUGCAGACAAAAGAAAAGCAAAUAGAUUUUCAUCUCCAAAACAAAGAGCAGUGACAGGAGCAAAGGCAGACAUGCUGUCCUGCAUAUAGGGGCUUCCCAUGUGCUGGCUGCCCCUCCUUGCCGGGUACUUUCUGUGGUUUUUUUGUUGGGAGGGGUAUUCUUUCUUUCCAUUGUUGGAAUUAGUGUGAUUUGGUUUUGUUUCUGCAAGUAAUAUUCUGCCUUGGUUGUGUAAUUUAUCAUCGUCCUCUUUGGCUUGCUAUCAACUGCUGGGAUCAUAAGGAACAGAAGCACUUAAGAGCAAAAUUGUUUCUUUCUGCUACAGUUUUGGUGGUGGGGAGCUCUUCCUUGGCAUCAGUGAAACACAGCUGGAGACCUGACCGAGGUUCACCAAAUGCUUGGAGAUCUCUCCUGAAGCAUCACUUGGCUAAAACUUCUCAGUUUAAAUCUGGGUACAUCUGUUAACAGGGGCGACUUGGCAGCACCCAGGCCAGAUCUAUGGGGAGGGCUGGACACAUUUGCCCCUUGGCAGCACAGCCUGUUAGGGCAAACACUCCAGUCUUGCUUGCCAGGGAUGCUCCAGUGCUUUUGCAUGUCCUUCCCCUGCCCCAGCCUGCUUCUGCUCAGCCACUCUCACAGGAGAAUGCAAAGGCAGAGUAAAUAAUGUGGACAUGGGGGGAACAGCCAAAUAGCCCCACGGUAGAAGCUUCAAAACAAAUCCUCAGCUGGCCUUGCCAUGAAGGACUAGGUAGAAAAAUCACUCUGGGCUCUUUUCCAAUGAGCUGUCCUACUAAACAAUCUGUGAUUUGCUGCUUGCAUGAGGACUUCAGCCUGGACUCUGUUUGUUACCCUUUUCUGCUUUACUUUACUGGUACCAAUGUGUUUUUCCUUUGUAACUUGUUUUCCUCAGCUCCUUCCCCUUCUUUUUCUUUGCUUGCAGCUUUGAUUGUUGAUUUUUACCUCCAGAGUCACAGAGGCCAUCUCUGAUGCCAACAGCAAUGCUCUUGCUGGGAAAACAAAACAAAACAAA
Molecule: messenger RNA, 5051 nt
Organism: Prinia subflava (tawny-flanked prinia)
Lineage: Eukaryota; Metazoa; Chordata; Aves; Passeriformes; Cisticolidae
Gene: CAMK1D
Product: calcium/calmodulin dependent protein kinase ID
Exons: 11
Coding region: 284-1465 (393 amino acids)
Biological process (GO): peptidyl-serine phosphorylation
Cellular component (GO): intracellular anatomical structure; cytoplasm
Molecular function (GO): calmodulin binding; ATP binding; calcium/calmodulin-dependent protein kinase activity
Source: RefSeq, a predicted model, not a curated record